UUUUCUUUCUUUUCUUUUUCCGUCCUCUGACAUCUCUUCCAAUCCCCUUUCAUAGUAAUGAUUCAGCAACGACAACAUACCCUCUCUUCCUCUCCCUCUUCCUCCCUUCUCUCUCACACGCACCCACGCCAAACCCCACACGCUUCUUCUCUUUCUUCGCGUUUCCCAAUUCUGUGUUCCUAAUCAGACGUGCUGCAGAAAGUUGUGCGUGUCUAAUCCCGGUAGAGUGGUCCUCACUCUCAUCCUCAAUAACCUCCUCCUCCAAUUCAUUCCUUGCUUUUGUAUUUUUCGCUCUUCCAUUUUGGCUUUUUGUAUCGGAAAAUGCAAGAAGCUGGACUGGGAAUUAUGAGUGGGGAUUUGAGAGGAGAAUUGUCGCCGUCCGGCGAGCUCCUCCGGCAGCUUAAGGCAGAGAUAGCGACACAUCCUCUCUGUGGGCAGCUUGUGGCGGCACAUGUCGGUUGCCUCCGCGUCGCCACUCCGAUCGAUCAGCUUCCUCUUAUCGAGGCUCAGUUACCGCAGUCUCAUCAGCUUCUUCGUUCUUAUGCCUCCCUUCAUGCUCAUUCCCUUUCACCUCAAGAUCGCCAGGAGCUCGACAACUUCCUCGCACAAUAUUUGGUAGUGCUGUGUAGCUUUAAAGAACAGCUACAGCAGCAUGUCAGAAUUCAUGCGGUGGAGGCUGUUAUGGCCUGUCGUGAUAUUGAAAACACCUUACAAGCUCUCACAGGAGUGACUUUGGGAGAAGGAAGUGGGGCAACAAUGUCAGACGAUGAAGACGAGUUGGCGAUGGAUUUCUCAAUGGAUCAGUCUGGCGUUGAAGGGCAUGACAUCAUGGGUUUCGGUCCAUUACUUCCUACAGAAUCUGAAAGGUCUCUGAUGGAAAGAGUUCGUCAGGAACUAAAGAUAGAGCUGAAGCAGGGAUUCAAGUCAAGAAUUGAAGAUGUGAGAGAGGAAAUUCUAAGGAAAAGAAGAGCUGGGAAAUUACCAGGUGACACAACUACAGUGUUAAAGAAUUGGUGGCAACAACAUGCUAAGUGGCCCUACCCAACUGAAGAUGACAAGGCGAAACUUGUGGAGGAGACAGGGUUGCAGCUGAAGCAAAUUAAUAACUGGUUCAUCAACCAAAGGAAACGAAACUGGCACAACAACUCUCAGUCUGUGACCUCUUUGAAGUCCAAGCGCAAGAGGUAGACUUCGCUUGAUGCAUCUAUAUGGAACAACUAAGGCCGAUACAUAUAUAAACUAGUAGUUUUAUAAUAAUAGCUCAAGAAAGUUCAUAUUUAUAAGCUUUCUGCAUUACUUAUAGGAAAGAAUUAAGUGUUUUUGUUUUUUGGGUGUGAAAGUUAAGUGGUUAUUUUUCACUGUGGUUGUAAAUUGUUUACUGCGUGUCUGACCAGUUGAACAAGAAAUAUUGUAUAUGUUGCUUGAAGGAUUCACAAAUCUAUUUAAAGGCUCUAAGUUCUGGAUCA
Messenger RNA from Prosopis cineraria, 1466 nucleotides. Its product is annotated as homeobox protein HD1-like. NCBI's taxonomy places the organism in Eukaryota, Viridiplantae, Streptophyta, Magnoliopsida, Fabales, Fabaceae. The record is from RefSeq and is a predicted model, not a curated record. Gene Ontology annotation, cellular component: nucleus. The coding region runs from base 322 to 1188 and encodes 288 amino acids. The transcript has 5 exons. Gene Ontology annotation, biological process: regulation of DNA-templated transcription. Gene Ontology annotation, molecular function: DNA binding.